This is a messenger RNA of Venturia canescens, 11269 nucleotides long. Its product is annotated as T-lymphocyte activation antigen CD86-like. Gene Ontology annotation, biological process: synapse organization. The coding region runs from base 2942 to 3805 and encodes 287 amino acids. The transcript has 7 exons. Gene Ontology annotation, cellular component: neuron projection membrane. Lineage: Eukaryota; Metazoa; Arthropoda; Insecta; Hymenoptera; Ichneumonidae. The record is from RefSeq and is a predicted model, not a curated record.
GGCUUUUGUUCCGGCGGAGUAAUUUUUAUCGCAGAGAAUUCUCAAGAUCGUUUUUUGUUUCGGUGCUACUUGCUUGUCAUUCACCUGUGUCAUUUCGUUUCCCAUUUUGACGGGACCAUCACGACUCCCGUUUCCCGAAAGCAUUCAAAGGCUUAUCCAGGCUUAUCUGACGUUGCUUUCUCUUCCGACACUUUUUUUUCGACACACUUUUUUCACCUCCUCUCCGGCCCUUUUCUCUCCGGGAAAAAAACGUGAGGUGAAACGAGUCAUCGCCGAUUAAACAGCUUCUCGAGUCCAGGCUCUCCCCGGUGGCAUGGGGCCGGACGAACGGGGCUGCUAUUGAACACUGAACACACGAAACGUGGUGUUUCCAUGUCCAUACGAACACGCGUAUACACGGUGACAUCGAUGUUUGUAAGAGGAGAGAUAUCGCGCUAAUUGCGGUCGAUGGGACGCGUGAAUAUUCGCACCGAAUGUUUUCAACGUUUUUUCGUAAAUUGCUCCGCGGUUUGCCACUGACGGAUAAUGAAUUAAAAUCGCCGUGUUCUCGAUUCUGCAUCUGCACAUUGCGCGCUGCAUAUUUAUACCGGAACUCGAGAAUAUCUCGUUUAAUUUCUUUCCUUGCAAUCCUUUCUCGCUCGAUAAUCGACAUUCGAAAGCAUUUCCAUAUUUAUUUUCGCUCUUUCUCCUUGAACGACCUCGCGUCGAUCGGUGCACUGGUGCGAGAAGAAACGCUCGAAACUUUUCUCUCUCAUUUUUCUGGAAGUGUCAGGCAAUCGGAAAAACCCUUUUUCUGCAUUCAAUUUCCAUUGUCAACGAUUUCUUUUGAUCCCUCGUCAAGCAACCGUCAAUAAAAUUACAAUUUCAAUGAUUGUGGGCGGCACGAGUUUGUCGCGUGAUUUAUUUUGCUACAGAAAUUUUAGCGGUGCUAAAGUAUUUCAUGGACACGUCAGCAGGCACUCGGGAAUUGAACUGUUUGACGACUCAUCGUUCCAACUACUAAAAUCAUAACAAUUUUCUUCGUUAUCAUGAUUAUACAUGAAUUUUUAAAAUCGCAUCGAAGCCUCAUUUUUCCAACGUCGAUUCGAGGAGAGGGCGUGAUUGCAUUGUUCACGCGAAUGUAACAAAUAUCUGUAAACAGAAACACUCACACAUGCACAAACGAACGUGACUUUUCCCAGGGAGAAUGCACUCGCAAGCUCGCUAGAAGGAAAAAAACAUUCGAUGGAGAUCGAGGCCGAAGAUUAAUUCACUUAAUCCCAUGUACUCUCGGCCGCACGAGGUCGUUGGUGCUUCGCAAACGGCAAUCCGCAACGGUCAGGCAAAACAGUUUUUGUGUCGAUUUUUGUUACAAACGAGUGCAAAUUUACGUUUCGGAUAGAGUAGAGGCAGGAAAAAACUAGCGGAAUAGAGUUCAGGUUAAAAGUAAAAUUAAUCUCAAGGAAAAAAAUAACGUUUGGGGGGGAAAGAGCGAACUCGGGCUUCAGCGCCAGACGAGUGUUGGAGGGCGAUACGUUCGAACAUAACCUAUUUGGAAGAAAAUCCGACAUUUGUUACGAUUCAAGUGGAAUGAUAAUUAUUUCGUAAUGAUUGAUCGGAAUGGUUUAUUGUGAUGAAAUUUGGUCUUCUUUCGAGCCUUGGACUCUUUCUUAGGGACAAAUUAUUAACUCUGCUGAGGAAACUGUUUUGUAUGCUUUUUUUGAAGUUAAAUUUCCGAGCUGAAUUUCGACCCCAAUCCGUCAAUCUGGGAUACGUAAAAAAAUGUACAAAAUGUCGACUUGGAAGAAGAUCGUUGGUCGUUCGAAUCGAAUAUAGAAGUCAUCUUUUAACCUAUGAAGUUCGGGAAUAAAUUCUUGCAAUUAUGAAAAUUGAGUAUUUCAUCCACAAUUUUUGGCGAAUUUACUGUUUCAUUGCAUAUUGUAUUCGAUUAAUUCACGUAUUUACUCUUUUCUCCAUAAAAUUUGAUACAAUUUAGUAAUAAAAAUAAUAAAUCGUCUAAAUUUUGUUUUGAUAGAAAGUGGUGCGUGUGCAAGUGCUCGAGAUUGUAAAUUGUAAACACCUUGGGACUGUGUGUUAGUUGACGUCAGUGUUGUUCGGUGGCGCUAGUGGCGAGCUUUUUUUCAAUAGUGUCGUGUUUGCCGGGGUGCAUCGUCAGGUAUUACAAUACUGGCGUUGUUAACGCCCUCUGUACGUGAAACCUCAAAUUAACUCUGUCCUUUCUCGUACAAUGGCCCGAGUUGAUUGAAACUCCCGCGUUACAAAAGAAAAGAAACAACGGAGAUAAAUAAUAGUCCAAUAAACAGAGCGAAAUAAAUGUGAGUGAAAAAGAAAGAUAAAAGUACUGAAAAUUUGGGUGUGGGUACGAAUUUUUCGUGAAAAUGAACACUCGAAUGUUGUUGUGCGAGUUUAACUGAAAAGCAAACCAAACAAAGGUGAUUUCGUGACCGCCAUUGUUGCGCCACGAACGACGCCAAGAGACGAGUGUCCCAAAUAACCUUGAAAUCACGAUCGCAAUCUUCCAGCUGGAUUCAGUGUGUGAUAAUAUUUCUCAAAUUCAAUGAAAUCGCAUGAAAUUCAUGCUCGACGAAGAUUAAUGAUACAGUGAAUACGAUCAAUAACACAAAGGUCAAUUGACUGGAUAAUAAAUAACUGUUAUGAGCUCACCGAAUCUUUUCUCCUAGUCGUUCGUUUUUUUCCCCGAGUGUACGAUGAACAGUGACUUUCAAUGCGAUGGAAAACUGGCCAUUUUUUAUCAGUGAUUUUUGUCGUCCUAUCAAAAGUUUUGGAUUCGGAGCCACGAGGAAUUCGUCACGAUAAAAACUUGAAAAGUUAACACAGGAAUUGUUCGAUUAUUAAGCUCACCGCUUGGAAGACGGGAGAAAUAGUGAAGAGGUAUUAUGUGAGGUGUUACGAGCAGUGGUAAACGAGACAAACUACGAAGAUGUUGGUUUUCAGCCGGAUCCUCGGUAUCGUCGCCCUGGCUGUCAUCAGCAGCGGUGUCCUGUGCUACAGCCUAUUGCACGAUGGCGGGGGCGGGAAAAACGCGGACAGCCAUCAAAAUGCGCUGGACGAUGAUUCGGCAUCCCGGACGGGUCCGUACUUCGACACUGCCGCGUCAAAAAACGUGACAGCCCUUUUGGGGAAAACCACGUACCUCAAUUGCCGCGUGAAGAAUCUUGGGAACAAGACACAGAUGAUGCUACAAGUAUCGUGGGUCCGGCACAGAGACAUUCAUUUGCUGACCAUAGGACGUUACACGUAUACGAGCGAUCAACGAUUUCGCGCGAUCCACAACGCUUACUCGGACGACUGGACACUUCAAAUAAAGUAUCCGCAGCACCGUGACAGCGGUAUAUACGAGUGUCAGGUGUCAACGACACCGCACAUGAGUCAUUUUGUUCAUCUCAACAUAGUCGAACCGACUACCGAAAUCGUCGGAGGUCCGGAUCUGUACAUCAAUCACGGAAGCACGAUCAAUCUCACGUGCAUCGUUUUACACAGUCCUGAGCCGCCGGCUUAUAUUUUUUGGAAUCACAACGAUGAGAUAAUCAGUUAUGAUUCGAGUAGGGGUGGCGUCUCAGUAGUGACGGAAAAGGGUGACAGCACGACGAGUUUUCUACUCGUGCAGUACGCGAAGCCGAACGACUCGGGGAAGUACACGUGCAAUCCGAGCAACGCUCAACCAAAAUCCAUCACAGUCCACGUGCUCAAUGGAGAGUAUCCAGCGGCGAUGCAACACGGUGGUCAAGCGAAGCAGCCGCGGCUCUACUCGCUCCUGCUGUGUCUCUGUCUGUUGCUCUAUUAGAAACAAAAGGAAUUAACGGCGAGGAGGGAAUAAAACGCAGGACCGAAGUUCAUGGUGCGUGUGACAUUAAAAAAGUGAGACCGUGUGAGUGUGCGAACCGAGGAGUUUCCAUAUAAGAAAAGAGUGAAAAGCUCGACAGAGUAAUCGGGAGCUCGGUGUGGACUCGGGGCUCGAAAAAAUUCGUCACGAGACCGCCGCGCGGACUAAAAAUCUCCGUUGACGCGUUUUUUCAAGCGAGUGCUAAAACUGUAAAAAAAAUGAUGAAAAAAUCUGCGAUAUCGAUACCGCUGAUAUAAAUAAAAUAAUAACGAGAGAAAGAAGAUAAUUAAUAUACAAAUAAAUGAACAAUAUAUAACAAUUGAAUAAUAUCGUGCGAUCUUGCUCUUUUAAGGCUGUACAUUACUAUAAGAUACAUUAAGUUACGAUACGAUGCGAGAAUCUUUACACAAUAAUAAAAUAAUAAAUAAAAAGACUAAAGUAGCCGGAGUUAUUGAAUACGGUCGAACUUUGGUUGACUUUCCUCGUGGUUGAACCUCCCGAAUGUCCGGACCCGCAACUUUGUCGCUUGUGUAUUAAAAGACGAAAUUUUCACCCCCUCCCCUGCCCUUUCCCCAAUGUUUUUACUAUCGUCACGAUAAAAUGGAAUCGUCGCACCACGUUCGAUUCGCGAGGAAAAGUUUAAAACACUAGAAACAUGACUCACUUACGAGCCUCUUUUUACUCAAUGGAAGUUCGACUGUUGAGCCGCGUACAUACACUUUCGUAUGUAUAUCGCGGCAUGUUCUACGGCUUCGAGGACACCGUAACCGCGGUAUUCGCGGAUACGAGUCCUCUCGGCCUCCCCUCCCAUCCUCACAAAUGGCUUGGCAUUCGAGUGGUCUGAGGAUAUCAUCCGCAGCAUCCCCCCUGGCUUCGGUUUCACUGCAGGCGUCAAAUUGUUCUGGCUCAACCACAAACUUCGAUCUUCCUCUGUCCCACAGCCCCCCCCGGGUUUCCAUCCACAAAACGCAAGUCCUCCGGCUCUCGAGUUCUCUCGCAUAUAAUGUUAAUUUUGGACUUAACUUUAACAACACUUUAUUUCACCACGGUCACCAUUGACGGACGCAAAGUCUUUGAAAGAAACGACGAAAUUGUCCUGACGCGGUGACGCCGAGAAACGCAUUUUUGGGGCCUUUUUUCAACGGAAUUUUUUUAUCUUCAGACGAAAGGCUCGAAAUCAUUGGACGGGGAAACAUAGCAAAUGAGGAAAAAGUUGGUGUGAAAUGAAUCAAGAGAAAUAACGAGGAGCAUUACUCCCCGAUGCUCAUUAUCAUAAACAUUUAGUUUUUCGUGGUAUUUACCAUAAAUGAAAUGAUUUACGGUUCGUUUGAACCUAAAUAACGUGAUUGGAUAAAGUUUGGAGCGAGGCAAAGGUGAAAUUAGUGAUUCGCGGUAAAGCCUCCGUGAUGAAUUCGCGGACACACGCACACACAAAGAGGGACACGCGUAUGCUGCAUGCAGUCGAAUAAUCAAUCGAUUAAAAUUCACUCGGGUGUUAUUGUCCUUGUUCGCGAAAUAGCGACGGAGCAGUGCUGGAAAAACGGAUAAAUAGGGCGAGAUAAUAAACAUGGAAAGCGCGCGGAGAGGCUAAAAUUCGAUGAAAAUUCACAGUUAGCUGGCUAUUUCUCACGCGCUUGGAAUGCCUCGUAUGCGUGCACGUGUGUGAACGACAAACCGGUUAAUUACACUACAAAAAAUUAUUUCGUCGAAUAAAGAGUGAAACGCGGGCGGGAACGUGAGCGAAAAUGAAAUGGAAUUAUUCCGCGGCAUGCUCUAAAUUGGACGAUAAUGAAGAGCCACUUAUAAAUUCGAAUUUCAAACAGGCCAAAUUUCCUCGUUCGAAUUCAUCGAGCUCGAGCGAGUACAAGCUUCGAUUGAAGCUUCCGUGAGCUUUUUUCUCUGUCGGUCAAUACUUUGGCGACGAGGAAAAAAUAGAAACAGCAGCCCCACACUGCCGGGGUUAUCGCGUCUCGAAUCCGUCACAAAUUUCUAUAACCGUCGACAAAAUAAAUGCUUUUUCACAUGGAAUGACAGAGAAAAAGGUCGAGUAAAACAAACGCGAGAGUCGAAUGAAUUUCCCCCGAUUUUCGGUGGCCCGGGACAAUGGUCAAAAACGAACGAAACUUGGUGGCUGUGUUCGCUGUGCGGAGGGGAAUCAUCAGUGCGUUAUUGUUUAUAUCGAAACGAAAGAUACAUGCGCGCGUGCAGAGAGAGCGCCGAUGCCCGGUAAAAUUAACGCCGCUGCGAGGCGACUCCAUAAAACGCGUUAUUUCAUACCCCCGCGAAAACCACAAUCUCCACACAAUGGUACGUCAUUAACGUUGAUUAAUUUUCCCGAGAUAUUUCAUCAAAUCCCAAUGCGGACUAAAUAUAAUUCGCAAACGAGAUGGGCUCACUUCGCGAAUACUCCAGGAACGCGAUGAAAACUCCGCGCUUUUCCGAAUUUUCUUUUCUCAUUUCACUUGAAACAGAAGUUCAAAAAACUCGCGCGAAAAACUGUUUUCAACAGCAAGAACCUCUCAAGAACGCGGAAGAAAACAUUCGCGCAGCCUUCGGGACCGUUUGCCUCUCCGAGGACCCCUCGCGGGGCAUUAAUUUGAUGGAUGAGCAUCUCCCGCGAGCGCGCUGGGAUAUCGCGAGUGUACAGAAAAAUACAUUGUACCGUGUUGCACUGAUAAAAAUAAGGUGAACAAAAUUUAUCUCGACUUUGUUCGGAGCGAAUUCCGUUACUCCGAGAGUGGGGCAUUCACCGACCGAUAUAAAGAAACGUACGAGAAUGUAUGUGUAAGUACGAAUAACACGGAUGCAUUAAAUUAUACGAAGCAGCAUGUCGGAUUGCAUCAAGAAAUCAGUGAAAUUGUGAUGUCGAAUUUAAUUUUUUUAUCAAUAAAAAGAAACUUGAACUUAUUCAUUUUUAAAUAAUUCGUUCGUAACUGUCAAUUAAAUAAUUUCUGAAAAAUGGCAUGGGCAGAAACGCGUUGAAAAUAGGAGCGUUUAACAGCAUAGAAAUCGCGCUGCGUCUGCGAUAAAAAAUGCCCGAAAAUUCUCGUGGCAUCGAGGCCAAUUACUUUCCCGAGAUUCCGAUCUAAUCGCAACACAAAACGAGGGAAAAAGGGGGAUUAUUUAGAGUAAUUAUUUUGUUUUUUGUUUUGUUUUUGUUUUUUUUUUUAAAUUCUCGAAACGUGGUUAAACAUAGUCGUAUCGCGUUAGCCAAAUAUCGGAUCGUUUAUCUUGUAAAAUUAAUGGGACCGCGGCUAUUUUCCCCUUUCGAAUGUUCCUCCUGCGCGGGAAGAUGAAAAAUAAAAAAAGAAAAGCCCCGCGGAGCGACGCUAUAAAUCGUUAGCUCGCGUUUCGUGACUAAAGGUGCGGUGGAAAAGAAGAGCGAGGAAGAGGGCGGAAUAGAAUUGACGAAAAAACGAGAGCCCUCCCCCUUAUCCAGCAGGAUUGUAGAUAGUACAUAUUUAUGAACAUAUCAAUCGUCGAAAAUUUUCACGAGCAUGCAUAACGUGGCAAAAAACGAUCCCGAGAGCCUCCAAUUCUAUCCUUUUUCUUCCCUUUUCUCAAGUAUUACUCUCACACUCGUGUGUUAUAUUACCAUAAACGGCCUAGGGGGAUGGUGGGAUCUCCGGACGAAUCUGUAUGUAAAUACAAAUCCAAGGAAAAAGGAAAAAAACCGAGAGAAAAAAAAAUAUAAUUGCAUUAAUGUUGAACGUAAGCUCGGAAGAAAAAAAUGUCGAUAAGCUCUCUUCUUGCGAGAAGAUAACAAUUGUAAAUACUGUACUUUAAGGACUCUUCAUACUUAUUUUUUUCGUCUCGACAAUACUAUUUUACGGUGUAUAAUAACGUAAAAUAAUGUGUUUUACGACGUCGCGUUGGCCUGGCAUAUUGACUCAAUUCGUCAUCGUUUUUUGCAUUAUUUCUUUUCUUUUUUACGCGAGUGUGAACACAAUCGCAGCGAGUGUUAAAAAUCUUUAUAUAUUUUGACCAAAGGACACGUCGAUGCAUUUGUGAUAAACGCACGCGAACGAAGAGUGAAUCUACGACGUUAUAUUAAAAUGUAUUAAUACGAAUAUAGUUAUAUCAAUGUCGGCGCAAAGUGCACGUCGACGACGUUCGAACGGAGGACAAAUUGGACAAUGGUUUAACAAUAUUAUAAAAUGACACUGAUCUGUGACGUUCGGCGAUCAAAGAAACUCUCGCAUCAUAAAGAUUAUCAUGACGACACUGAAUAGUUAUAUCAAAACGACGAAAUAAAUGAACGAAAUAAAGAGAGAAAACAAAAAGAAAAGAAACCCACGACCCGACGGAUCUCUAACGAUAAAACGAUAAAUGUACUAAAUAUCAAAUACGCAAAAUUAUUGUCAUUGUAAACGUACGGAGAUAGUCAGUGUUAAGUGAUUGUAACUAUCUGCGUAAUUACGUUGAAACCGAGUAAUUGUACUUGGAGGAAGAAAAGUGAGGAGGAAAACGAGAGAUAAAUCAUUAGAGGGAAAAAGAUGAAUCGAUCGAGUCUUUUUCUAGUGAGAAUGUGAUACAACGUGCGUCUGCGGAGGAAGAUUGCGAGGAUUGUUUGAAAAAUGUACCUGUUGUGGGGUCUGAUGAAUCGGUGCGCGAUUCAACGAUUUAAAAACAAAUUUACUUUCGAAUUAAACGCUUUUUUCAUCCUUACUAUGUAAUAUCGAAGGGAAGUGGUGGAAAGAUGCAGUGAAUUUAUAAAAUGGAGUAAGCCGCGCUUUUGAUAAAGUUACAACUGUUUCAAUCAUUUUUAUUCGUCGUGAUAACCGUUCGGGUUUUCACUCAGUCUGAAAAUUUUUAUUGAUCACGCAAUUAUAACGACUAUUCAUUUCCGCAUCGACUCCCCCUUCUUGUAAUCUACUCUUCUCAUUAACCGUGCUCGUUUAUGCGAUCGCGCCAUCACCUUUUUCACGUCUAAUCAUUUGAUUUUGUAACGAAAAAUCUCACAUUUUUCCAGAUUAAAUAAAACGGAGUGAAAUAAAUAGUCGAGGGAGGUGUAAAUAAUUCUGUUGGAGAGUUUGGGAACGUCGGGGAGGAAGAGAUCGACGAGAAUAAAAAUCGUUCGAGGCACGAGUGUCAGAACGACAAACGCGUUUCGUUACUUCAAUCCCAGAGGCAGCAAAAUGAAAACAAUUAAUUUUUAUCGACCCAUCAACUUUCCCAGUUUCUAAUCGAAUAAAAAACUUGGCUUAUCGCGAAAUAAUUCUUGAAAACGCCCGGACCCUUUACCCUCGAGGAGCGAAGUAACGAAGUGACGUCAGAGUCAGAGUAUCUAUGGUGCAUGAAAAUUGAGACAAUGACGGGAGGCUAAGCCGAGGGUUCGUUGGAUGUACGCGAGUGUAUGACGAUGCAAAUUUAACACGAGAGAACAGAGAGAAUCGAGGAUUAGGCUUUCGGGAGGCCUGGUGACGUGGAAAAAAGAGGAACGUCUUAGGGCAAAGCAUAAAGGAAACAUCACAGACACGCGACGCGCGUUAAGAGUGGUGAGACACUAUCGAAUUGCCAGGGUUAAAUUGAAACACGCGCGUAUGUGAGCCCACCUUUCGCACGUGUGUACUCGUAAAUUUAACUCAAACUUGAGCUGUAUAUGCCCGUGUAUGAAAUUCACUUUGAACAGUGCGAUGUCAACGACUAUCCUCGAGAAUUUCGAUGCCUUUCUCUCGCUCUAUUCCCACGUCUUUCUCUCUCAAAGGAAACCUUAAUCUAUUUGAGCUUGAAGCGCGCGAGAGAGUAUACGCGACUCACGAAACCGCUGGUACGCCGACAGGGGGACUCUUGUUAAUUGAAACGUACAGGGAGAAAUUACGUGUGCGGUCUACUCCUCCCACCUGAUUUUCUCUGUUUAGACAGACAAAAGUAUGGGAAAAUGGACCUCUGAUGAAAAUCCGACGUGCAUCCGAUUGUUUUUCUUUGAAAUUCACUGAACUCAAACUGAACUCAUCUGAGCUGCUGCAAAUUCUACUUUGGCAAGGAAUCGUCAACGAAUUCAUUUUUCUCAUUUUCCUCCAAAUUUCGCACGCGUCGAAAUAACUUGAAUCGUCACUUCGUUAUCGAUUGCUCGAAUUUGAGGCUGCUCUCAUGCCAAAGAUUGCUCGUAAGCCACGAACUUCAAUUGAGCUUCCGGUACAAAUUCGUAACUUUGAACUUCCCGAUGAAGUGACCGCAUUACAGUUUGACGUUAAUUUCAAAGUUUUUUCCCUCUUUACUCAGUUUUGAAACGUUUCGAUUCCUCGAAACUUGAGAGAUUAUAUUCAAAUUCAAAGUCUCGCAAUCACUCGUUUUCCACAGUAUUUGUAAGCGCAAACAACCACAAUAUUUUGCUUGUACGAGAGGAGAACCAAAAGAUAAUAUUCCCUCGGACACUAUCUUCAUUCCCGGCUGAGCUGGUCCGAGGCUUCAAAACAUAAUGUAUUUUUAUGAUUUCGUUAUAGUUAAUGAGUUUGAGAAAGAAAAAUAUUUUUUCUGCGUUCCAUCGGAGGAUGCCGGAGCAGCAGCAGCAGCUCGGUGCGGUUUUGUAUUUGGGUCGAGUUUUACAAGCUCGGGGGGUGCAGGAGUAAUGGAGAAAUAGAACGAGAAAAAGGAAUUGAGCUUAAUUCAAUUUUUUAUUUACUCAAUAAAGCGAAUAUUUCACCGUCGGCGUAUGAAACAACAAAAAAACGAGGCGAAACUUUAUAAUUGCAUGGGAAAUGAAUGAAAGAUGAAAGAGAAUUUCGCGUUGAAUGUUUUAUUCUUGCCCGUUUCACAGAGGGGCGAGGCGAAUCCACGAAAUUUCAAAAUAUUAAAUUUUUUGUGCGCGUCCUCAUUUCUAGGCAAUCAAACGAGACCGUCCGAGGCGCUACGAAGUCCUCGAAAUUCUGAUAUUCUCUCGUUGUUAUUUGCGCGCACGCGCGCCCAUCGACCGGAAGAAGCCAAAAGUUAAGCGGGUUCGUUGAAUGUGUGUGUGUAAAUACGAUCGAUUAUGAACAUAAUAGGGAAUAAGUAAAUUAUAAAUACAUUAUAUAAAUAUAUAAAUACAUGACGCGCUGAUCGAUCAUUGCCUUUCCGUGUUGACGAAGUUAGAUAGUUACGAGGAGGGUGUAAUUUUGAGAGAACGUGAAGAGACAAAAUAUAGAAACGUUAAAAACGAGUGUGAUACGACUAACGGAAAAAGAAAACAAAUAAGAAAAAAAAAGAAAAAUAAUAUGAGAUGACAGAGAAAAGGAAAACGAGCAAAAAUGCAGGAAAUUGUUAGCAGGAAAAAGAUGGAAACACAAAGAAAAAGAAAGGAGUCCUAAUUCCUAAAUCCUUUGAUUUAGUCAUGUAUCACCACGUAAAUAUGUUGAUUUAGGCUAACGAAUAACUAUUAAGUGUUCCAUUUAGCCUAUACGAUGUAUAUUGUAUGUAUAAUCAUGAAUAAAUUAUCAACAGUAA